Molecule: messenger RNA, 4908 nt
Organism: Echinops telfairi (small Madagascar hedgehog)
Lineage: Eukaryota; Metazoa; Chordata; Mammalia; Afrosoricida; Tenrecidae
Gene: BCL2L11
Product: BCL2 like 11
Exons: 4
Coding region: 210-809 (199 amino acids)
Biological process (GO): meiosis I
Source: RefSeq, a predicted model, not a curated record
GGAGGGUUCCCUCCCUAGUCGUCACCACUGCCACCACCAGCAGUUUCUUGCAGCUAGUCUGCGCGCCUUGCCCUGCUGCCGCCAGCACCACUUCGGGCUGCUCGAGUCGUACUGCACCCUCCACUCCCUCGGCGCCCUUCCCCUGGCCCUGGUCCCCCCAAUGUCUGACUCUGACUCUCGGACUGAGAAACGUAAGAAAAAAAGACCAAAUGGCAAAGCAACCUUCAGAUGUAAGUUCUGAGUGCGACAGAGAAGGUGGACAAUUGCAGCCUGCAGAGAGGCCCCCCCAGGCUCCCCAGCUCAGACCUGGGGCCCCUACCUCUCUGCAGACAGAACCUCAAGGUAAUCCAGAAGGUGACGGGGACCGCUGCUCGCAGGGCAGCCCUCAGGGCCCACUGGCCCCACCAGCCAGCCCAGGCCCUUUCGCUACCAGAUCCCCGCUUUUCAUCUUCGUGAGAAGAUCCUCUCUGCUGUCUCGAUCCUCCAGCGGGUAUUUCUCUUUUGACACAGACAGGAGCCCGGCACCCAUGAGUUGUGACAAAUCAACACAAACCCCAAGUCCUCCUUGCCAGGCCUUCAACCAUUAUCUCAGUGCAAUGGCUUCCAUGAGGCAGUCCCAGGCUGACCCUGCAGAGCUGCGCCCGGAGGUGUGGAUUGCUCAAGAGUUGCGGCGAAUUGGAGACGAGUUUAAUGCCUAUUAUCCGAGGAGGGUUCUUUUGAAUAAUUACCAAGCAGCCGAAGACCACCCGCAAAUGGUCCUCCUGCGACUGUUACGUUACAUCAUCCGCCUGGUGUGGAGAAUGCAGUGACGGGCGCCGUGAGCGUGCAGGCAUGCACAGACGUUGUGCACGUCCACACCGCGAGGCCGAGCCCCGCCCUCACCCGGUGCUGAUCCUGUGCCACCAGAGGUCCCUCCCCAGCAAGGGGCGGGCGGCUGAGGAUGCCGGGCCAGUCUGGACUUCACCUGGCGCAUUACCGCUUGGCACAGGCUUCAAGUGGAAGGUCCUUGUGAAUGUAAAUGAGGGAGGAUGUUCGGUUUUUGUUUGGUUUUUAAUGUACAAAUCAUGGUUUUUCUUUUUUGGAAACGAUUUUAUGCAAGAAUGGUGUUUUUACAUGUACAUGUGGUGUGCGUGCGUGUGUGUGUGUGUGUGUGUGUGUGUGUGUGUGUAUGUGUGUGUGUGGGUUCUUUUUUUACCUUCUUUAAUAAGGGCAGGUUUUUCAAAAAGGAAAUGGAAACUUUUUGACAAACUCUUGAAUGAUUUUUGUACUAAAAUCUUAAGAACCUAUUGCCUACACUCAGAGGAUUAUGUAAACUCUGCAGUGGAGACUGAGCCGGCUACUUUAUACAGCUGCCUUAGUUUAUUUUUAGAGAUUACUGUACAGCAUUUUUAAACAGGGAGAGGUAUGCUAUGCCCCGUCCCCCCUCACCCCCCAUGUUCCCACUCCCUGGCUUUGCCUCUUUGACUUUUUUUUUUCUUUUUAAAUAGGACUAUUAUACCAAAAGAGUCCCUGUGACAAUGGGGCGGGUAAAGGGCGGAGGGUCCGUAGCCAGCCUGGGCUGACCACCGCUCCCGUGUUGUAAAUGCCCACUUACCUCUUUCAGUGCAGUUGGCUCUGUGCACGAUUCCAGGCUACUGGUGAGUGUUUCUCCGGCCUCCUGUGUGAGCUCCCCUCGUCUGUGGACGCAAACCACGUGUGAACGUUUCACACCCAUGGGACUGUUGGCCUUCCUAGGAGCAGGCUUGUCACACGUGAGCUGCCCUGUGGAGUCCUAGCUAGUCCCCAGCCCACCCCACCCCCCAGCCCCCAAUGCAGCUCAGUCCAGCACAGGGUUUCGGACGGGCACUGCCCCUGCACAGUGAGCAGUGGAGUGGGGGCAGCACAGGCUGCCAUCGGGGUCCGGCGUGCCCUGGCUUUUAGGCCAGUUAGAGUCCUCCCAACCAGAAGUGCCCCGGGAUUUGGGUGGUGGUCCUCCUAACCCAUCUUGAAGUGUAGGUUUCACCAGUACAGCAGGAGAGUUGGUUGGGCGGGCAGAAGUCUGCCGUAGGCCCUCAGCCUUCUGACAGCUAUCCUGCAUUCUCCAUUGCUCUGUGACAGCCAGGUGCAUCCCGGGCCUCUGUGCUUUCCCCUCCCCAGCAGGGAGCAGGUUGCCCCCCACCCCUUCCCCAGCCGCAGCACUCUGUCUGAUAGCUGGUGGGGGACCCUGGAUUGGGGAGUAGUGAGAGAGAGGUGGGGAGAUCAUUCUGUGAACCCUGUAAUCCUCAGCAAUCUUUUGGAAACUCAGACCAUUAAGAAGGUUUUUUAAGACAAGAGUAUGAGUUUUCAAAGGAGUCAUGAGUGCCAACAGCGGUCGUGUGUGUGUGUUUUGCCGUGUGGAGGACCAGUGUUUUCAUAGGGUUAAAUACAUGGAAAACUUAUUCACUUGUCUCCUCCUAAUUAUAUAUAUAUAUUGAAUACUCACUUUUUCCUUUAGAUAGAGACAGUUUGAUGGCAAAUAUUGCCCCUCACCUUUUUUCUUUUUAACCUUUCCCUUUUUUCCUGAAAGUUGUCCUGUUUGUUUUGAAGCUGUGUUGGAUCUUUGCUUGUGUUCUCGAUGUGUCCUGAACCCCCCUGUAGGGUCACAGAACCCUGGGCUGUCAGGAGGGAUGUUGGGAGGUCAGCCUCAGGGCCCGCUAAGCACACCCACCAAAGACAUACUUGGUUCUGGGCCACUGUGCCCCCAGGAUACCCCCCACCCCGGUCACGUGCUAGUCUGUCUCCCUGGCUGGAGCACUGUACUCUCUGUUCAGCCAGGACUGUGCCCCCUCUGGCGUGGCAGCCCCCCAUGAGGAAAUAGGCAACCCUAUGAACUGUGCAAGUAUUACCAAUGGGAUAUCGGCGGGAUGACAGCCGUCUGUACAGUGUGUGUCUGCCCCAAGGCCUCCCUGCAGAAAGUCUCCCCCCACGGGUAUGCCUCUCCCUGCCUUCCCCGCCUCUAUGUUUUUCUAGGUAGAAGAAGGAAAUAACUAGAUUCCCCACCCACCCCCCACUUUUUGAGAAAACUGAAUGCGGGUUUUGUGCCUUGACACCCUCUGUCCACACGAGGUGUGUAGAAAGUGCCCUGUGGCUUAGACCAGAAAUGCAAUAAACACGCAGCGCCUCGGGAAGCUGCGUCUUCCCAAGGCUGCCCUCCCCCCUCCUCCCCUGCACAGCUGAUUUUGUGAAGGAUUUUCUCUGGUUGGGGAGAAACCAGUGUAAAAUUGCUUCUGAUCAAAAACAAAUGUAUAGCAGAAAGUGUUUUGUGCCCCCCCCCCUUUCCGGCUUCCCCCCUUCUUAAUAGUGUAUAUAUUUUGACUAUUUAUUAGAUUAGGAGGUCAUAUUUUCUUUACCAACUGAGCCAAAAUGUCUGUGUGCAAUUGUGUUUCCUUUUACCUUUCUUGUAAAAAUUUGUACAGCAUAAAGAAGUAAAAAAACAAACAAAAAAAUCAGUUUUUUUCCUUAAAAUUUUCAGAAUUGAGGAUUGUAAAUAUUGUAGAGAUUCCCUUUCUGUGUAAUGAUGUGUCCUACUGUUUCAUAAUGCUGUAACUUGUAAAAAAAUAAUGUAUAUUUAUUUUCUGCUUAUUUAAUGCCUUCACGUUCUGAAGAGUAUUGACUCCCUGCCCCACCCCCAAGCCCUGCUGUCCCGAGUGAUGGUUGGUCAGCUCAGUGCGGGCCUGGCGUCUCCGGUUGCCAAUAACUCGAUGGUCAGAUGGGCAGGCACUCUUGAGUUUCCUUGUCCUGUUAAUGAAGUCCGUGUUGAAUUGCCAGUGGGUGACUGUAAUUCUGACAGACAACAAGAUGCAACCCCAAGAGUCCCCCAGCAUCUCUGUUGCAAAGCGGCCAGCUCCUCAGAGAAGCACAUCAGGUUGAGUCCAGGCCGUAUCUGAAAAUGAAGCGUAUUCUCAGCAGUUGGGGGUGAAAUAGCCCCCCACCCCCAGACAACCUAGUGUUCAGAGAAAUUUUAAAGGUGCCCGUUUCAGAGGUUAGCCUUGAGGUGGACCAAGGCCAGGUGGGGUCGUAGGUCCAGGUGAGUGAUUCCCGGCCAGGACCCCCUUGGCCUGGCAGUGUGGCCGCUGCUCUUGAGAGUGACAUCAGGACCACCUCAUACCACGAGCCCCCCUUGUUGGUAACUGGCUUUUUCCCUCCCUGCCAAAUGCCUAAUCAAUUCUUUGAGGUAUGGACCAGUAGUGGUCCUUGGGAGCCAAUUGUACAAGCCCCGAUCCCCCUGAACCAUGCCUGCGUUUGACCAGCCUGCUUCUUCAAGUGGAUGCCCUCCCCCUUGGGUCUUCAUCCUUUUUGAGAGAAGCCGGCAUGGGGUGGGGGCACCAGUGGAUGGACUAGGUGUUGAGAUAGGAAAGCUCAUGGAAGCUGUUUGGGAGACAGCUGGUAGCUCUGUGCAAAAAGGGUUCCCUCACCCCUGCUGACUUAGUGUGGUGCCUGCGUGUGCUUGGAUGUGUUCACACGUGACGCUAGGUCAGCCCAGGCAGCCCCUGCUCUUCCGUGGACAGCAUGUACAAGAAGCAGCCUCAGGCUCCCGGCUCUGUGUCUUGACUGCUUGUGUGUGGACUUGUCAGCCUCCAGAAGCUCCCCAGUGUAAGUCCAGCUUCUGUGAGCACUUGUUACUGUAUCGAGACUCAUCAGGUACCCGUUUAUAAAUAGCACUGACCUGUCUGUAUACUGACUCAUCACUAACUUGUUUCCUAGGACCCAGCGUAUGUAGCAUUUGUACUGCAAUUUCCCUGGCUUACUUGUGUUUUGCACUGAUGAAUUUUGACAGGGUAAUUGCCACUUUACUUGUGCAAUACUGCUGUAAAUAACUGCAGAUUUUUUUAAGAAACUCAAUCUUUUAUGUUCUUGAUGAAUUUUAUAUAAAUAAAACUUUCAACUAGU